UCAUCCCUCCUUGUGUGUCUGGGGUCUUCCUCUGGGACUCCUCCUGGUGGGUCGUGCCCGGAACAACUCACCAAAGAGCAGCCCAGGAGCCGUCCUAACCAGAUACCUGAGCCUCCUGCACUGGCUCAUCUUGGUGGACAGAAGCAGUGGCUUUUCUGAGUCCCUCCUGGGUGAAUGAGAUUAAGUAAUAAGUAAUCUAUGCUCGAUACUGGCUGCUGCCUGAUGCUGCAUUUGAACAUUCUGUUUGUGAUUGGUUGUUAUUUAUCUGGGUGAAUGCAAGAUUUGCAAGGAAUCCUAGUUGAAAGAGUUGUCUGUGAUUGGCUUGUGGUGUGGUUAAUUUACAUCGACAUGAUCAAGUUACAGCGGAGACACGGGGCCAAUUGCUGCUAGGACAGACGUUGAGUGAGCGCGUGUGAGAUGCAUACACACAUACCACAUGGUAUUAUUUAUUUACAAAGAUCAGUCUCAACUCAAACUUGUAACAGCCCGACUACAGGCUGAGUCAAAGUCACGUUUUUGGACAUCGAGCUGAAGAAGCAAAAAUAAACCCUAUGGAAAUGUUUUGGUAUUACAAAAGUCUUAUUUUUGAUGGAAUGUUGAUGGAAGAUAAUGUUAUUCAGUUCAAGCUAAAUUUAUAUUCCUUUGUUUAAACAAAGGAAUAUAAAUUUGAUGUCACCAGGAUAUGUCUGUAACCUGCAGUAUAUGAGAUGGAGAUUAGCAAAUUGCAAGAUAUUAAAUGGGACACUGUCUAAUGGAGAAGAUCCUAUUAAAAAUGCAUUUUUUUUGUGUAUUUCAGCAUUUAGAUGCUAACAUCCUCAAGACUGAAAAAUAGUACAUAUGUUACUACCUUACUGCCUACAGUGAUUUUUUUCUGUUCUCAGUUGAAGAAAGCAUGUUGCAUAGUUUAUAAUGUUACUGGAUAACUUGCACAAACUCUAUACACACACCCUAUUAUAGCAUAAAUGGUUUUGUUGAAGGUUCAAAUUUCACAUGUAUAGUUCUACCACAAGUUAAUUCAAAGAUGGUUAUCAACCUGUUAUCAGUCAUUUGGAUAUUAUCCAGCAGCUUUGCCGUCUUCCACCAGAAUGUGGGUGUAGAAACCAGCUGGUCUGUGCGUGGGAUGCCUUGUUUACUGUUUCAGUGUGCUGGCACAUAAUAGCAGUGGGAAAUUUAUUCAUGGAGGAACUGAUAGCUAAUGGCCAUUCAUCCACUACAUUUGGUGGGAUCUUUGAAGGAUCUAGAAACAUGGCUUUUAUUUAUCAAAUAUUAAAUCUAAUGUGACUCUUAAAGUCUUACACUGUUGUAGAAGAAACAGAUGUUAGAAUCCACAGCUUGGUAAUAUGUUAAACAAAUGAAAAAAAAAACACUCGAUCCCCCAGGUAAGCACUGCUUGUUUUUAUUUUAAAUAGGUUUUUUAAGCACCAGUAAGCCCACACUACAUGUGUCUUUGCUACGUUCCGCUGUACUGCGCUGCAGUACUAGUUUAUAUUGGAUGGAUUUAAAUUACAAAACUAUACUCACUUAAUGGAAUGCACCAAAUUUGCACAGUUUUAUGGCUAAUGAAACACAGCUAGUGUGGUGAAUUUGCUUAGGUGUCCAAUCAUAGAAAGCUUGGCAACUGCCCUACAGCGUUGUCACUUAUGAAUUAUUUUUCUCACUGUACAAAUAUGGACUUCAGAUUGAUGUCAGAGGAACAAACAAGUCGAUCUGGAAGAAUAUUACUGAUAUAUUUCCUUACAUGUGUGAUCCAGAUCUUCUGAGCAUCCCUCUGCUGGCAUGUUGGUAGUCAAUAAUUUGUUGACUAACUACUAUCUUUUUUUAAUGAACUUAUAAUUUUUUUGUAUUCACAGAUCAUAAUGUUCAGAAGACAGGAAUCAUACAUUCAAAUGAGUCUGAAGACUGGAUAAAUACUCCAUGUUACCUUUACUGGAUCAGUUCUGCAUAGGAAUUCCUUCCCCAAACACCUGGAUUAUUUGAUGUCACUGCUCUGAAGUUGAUAUUGUUUGCUAUGCAGCAAUUAAGAUUGAGUCAAUAAAGCAACAAUCAUGAAGCCUGCCACUUACAUCAGGUAGGCAAGUUGGCCAAACCACCUUAUGGGAAAUCCACAUAAAGAUUUGCCUUUGUUUCUGUGGCUUGGUUGAGGCAGACGCAAAUCAAGUGUCUACCUGGGGAUUUUCUUCUUGUUUAUGGAGGCCUUGCAUUGUCAGAAAACAACUGGGGAGCAGACUGGAGGUCAAGAACAACAUCAAUCAGAAUCUCUUCACCAAGGUCUGCGGUGCAAGUCUCCAUCCCAGACCUCUCAACAACAACCAACUGCUUGCCCAAAGUCUCAAUGUACAGCACUGUUGCCCAAGCUGACCAGAAGACAUAACCCUGAACGUAAACGUCUUAGGCACCAGCGUCAGAGCAUUGUCUCUGGUAGAGAGCUUGACCACAAACAAGAAGCAGCAACAGAAGAAGCUACAGUUUCCUGUUCGUUGUUAGGAGGCUUACCUUGCACUCAAGACCCUGCUAUCCAGUCUGCAUCAGAAACCCAAGAGGACAAUCCCAAACAGAAACGUGAGCGCAAACCUCAGAAACCAGGCAAAUAUGUUUGCACUUACUGUGGCCGUGCAUGUGCAAAGCCCAGUGUUCUACAGAAACACAUUCGCUCCCAUACAGGCGAAAGACCCUAUCCUUGUGCCCCUUGUGGGUUCUCUUUUAAGACAAAGAGCAACCUGUACAAACACCGCAAAUCACAUACCCACAAGGUAAAGGCAGGCUUGGCAUUUGGGGAGCCAAAAUCUUUAGAAGAGCAGGUCACUGAAUCAGAGGAUGAAACACGACACUUAUCCUCUGCUUCAGCCCUUACAAGUAGGCAAAACAGUGUGGCCUUGGAUAAGAAUCCUGACGUUGACGUGACAAAGGAUAGAACUGGACCCAGCAAUGACUCCUUUGCAGUGAAAAAGAGACUAGCCCUUCGUCUCAGUAGAGGGAAACGUUGCUCUCAAGACUCUUCUGAUGAAAAGACCUCAUCUCUCAUUUUAGGUAGCAGAGGCAGUACAGAAUCUGGCUACUUCUCCCGUUCUGAAAGUACAGAGCAACCACAAGACAGUCCCACAAACACAAGUGCCAAAAGCUAUGCGGAGAUCAUCCUUGGUAAAUAUGGACGCCUUGGACAACUACAGAGGAUGUCCCGUCAUCAUGACCAGAAUCUCCCUGGUCAUGAGGAAAAAAACAUCUCAUUCAGUGUCCCCAAGAAGCAAGUUAUUGAUCAUAUCACAAAACUCAUCACUAUCAAUGAGGCAGUGGUGGAUACCAGUAAAAUCGACAGUGUAAAACCAAGGAGAUUUUCACUGACUAGAAAGAAUAGUUCAGAGGCCCAAAAGAGUCCUAGCAUCAAAGAACCCAUUAUUCACAGCCCUAAAUCUGGAAAUAUUGGGUAUAAAACAACAGGCUCCAUCAGUAUGGGAGUUCCCUGUGAAAAAUUUCAUCAUGCAUCCCUAAAAGUGGAGCAACCUUCUUGCCAAAUAUCUACUGUUUCUAUGGUGAGAAGUCUUUCAAUGCCAUCUGCAUCAUGUUCAUUAGACACUUCAAGUACUGUUUCCUGUAAAUUUCGUCAAACUCAGUCCUUUGAUGAAAAACCUUUUGAAACUCAAACGCCACGCCGUUUUGGAACACUAAAAAGACAACCAGCCAUUGAAAUCCCUGUAGGUUCUGAGCCUACAAAAGAAGAACAAGAGAUGUUGCAUACAUUUUCCUGCAACAGUGUAACCACAGUAUCUGGACAGAGGCAACGUCAACCACAGCCGUAUGAAUGUGAGGCCUGUGGCACUGGUUGCAAGGAUUGGGAAGGUUAUAAGAAACAUAAGCAAAACCUAUGCCAUGCACAUUAUCCCCAAAAUGAAAUGGUAAUGAGUCCAAUGGAGAGCUCACAGCUAAGUAACCAUGUAGUCAGAGCUGGUGUCUCAACAAUGCGUAAGAGAAGGAAAGAGGAGAGUUUUGAUUCUGAUGACCUCUCAUUGUCGCCUUCGGCUCUCUCAUCAGAACAGUGCAAAGAUGAGGCUAUUGUAGCUGUUGAGGGCCCUAGACGGCCAGCACUGCAGACCUGCUCUGUGAUUCAGCACACAAGUUUAUUUGAAAAACAAGAAUCUUCAGGUCAUGAAUAUCGAAGCCUGAAAAUAACAAACAGCUCUCCACCUCAUAAAGAAAAUCGUCCUAUCUCUAAAACCCAACCCCAACAUCAAUCAGUUAAACCUACCAGCCGAAAGCUGGUCCGUCAAAAUAAUGUACAGGUUCCAGAAAUACUUGUAACAGAAGACUUAAAUAUUUGCCCAGAUAACUCAAAAGAGCCAAACUUGGCAGAGAAAAAAUUGGAGAAGCUUGAUGAUUUUCAUUGGCCACAGAGGAGCCCUUCGUUAGCACAGCUUCCCAUUGAAAAGCUUCCUCCAAAGAAGAAGCGCUUGCGUUUAGCUGAGGCUGCCCAGUCCUCGGGUGACUCGAGCUUUGAUUCCAUGUCUCUGCCCCGUAGCCCCAGUCAGGACAGUAGUGCAUCAUACACAUCCAGCCGCUCUACAUCAUUUGAGGAACCUAGCAGACCGGACAUGGAGAUAACAACAUCAACAGUACUAAGGAGAUCAAGAGCUCCUCACAUGUUAACUGUGCCUGGGAUCCAUCAUCAAAGAGAGAUGAGGCGCUCAGCAUCUGAGCAAGCCCCUCAUGACCCACAACCUAGUGUUGAAAUGGCCGAGACCCGUAGUAAAUCAUUUGACUAUAGUUGUCUUUCGCCUGAACGCUCUGCUGUUGGCUGGAAAGAGAGACGAAGAUGUCUCCUCAUGAGACAUGCCGUAAUACGAGAUCAAGAUGAGGAGAAAGGGCAUGCCACUGUCCUGAGCCAUAGUCCAGAAGAUGUAAGCUCUGACAAAUGUUCUCAAGGAAGUCAUACUUCUGUUUAUGGCAGCAGGUCCUCCUCUCCCCCGUUAUCAAGUGUCAGAGUCUUGGGUAUUCCAGAGGGAUCGCAGUGCAAAGAAAUUCUCACCAAGUGGAAACUCAGUCAAAAUAUUCACUUAAAAGGAAGCACAGAACUGUCAAAAAGCUACGAGCCUUCAGUAGAUGUGAUAAAGGAGGCUUCGUACAUCCAUCCAGAGCAGGUUCCUCCUCGAGUACCACAGACUAAUCCUUCAUAUGGACCCUCAGGAGCAGCCCGAGCCCACUAUCUUCCUGUGUCUACUGGGCUGAAACUAGAGAUUCCUCCACAUCAAACAUACACUGAGGGCCCCACCAGUAACUCCCACAUUCAGCAACAUGCCCCUCACAUUACAUACAGUUUAGAAGAACUGAGGCCAUUGACAUCUCCAGCAGUAGCUGUCCGUCUCCAGACAGACACUCUCACCCCAGCAUGUGCCAUAUACACUACUCUAUCUCAGUCCAUCUCCCAGAGGCCACAUGAGGCAUUCAACGAGAUCUCACCUAAAAUAUGUCUUUCAACAGCCAAACUCAGAAAUCAUCCAAACACAAGUUUAGACUUACAACCAUGGUCGGAGGAUGGCCCAAGGUGUCCAGGAUCCAGCAGCAACAAGCGUAUGCUUUCCCCUUCAAACAGUAUAGAGCUCAACCCCGAGUCACAACAGCAGCAGAAAAGAGUAAAAGAAGAAGAGGAGAAGGAGGUUGGAUGUGCCAACAUAUCAGCACUUAAUACACAGAGUCAAGAGCUCAAACAGGAAACUCUAUCGUUCUUACCAGAUGUUUCUUCUCCAGCCUCAUGUGCUGAACCCUCUUACCCCAGCCUGCUCUCCAGCACUUGUAACAGCUGGUGCUAUUUGAACUACAUAAAGCCGAAUCCAUCGACUCUGGAUGAACAGGAGCCCUCUGUGUAUUCAUCGUGGUCUACUAGUGGCUAUGACCCCAACCCACCUGGGCUCUGCAGCAAGACUGUACUCUCACUACUGCACUGUAAGCAGAGGCUCACUUCCUCCAUUUAUACUACAUCAUCCAUGACGGUCAGGAUAACCCAAUCCACGGAGAAUGAGGACUGCAAACGUCUCUGCUCUACUGAGGUCUACAGCACUGCCCCCUACUGCAUAGACCAUGAUCGGAUGGUAAAGGUUCAGCUGCCGACAGAUGACAUUGCGAAUAGCAAAACCAACGAGCAGAAAGAGAAGAAAAGACAAAAGCAGGAAGUCCAUUUAUGCUUCAGAGACAAACAGCCACUUGAAGUGCGGAUAUCUGAAAGAAGAUCCCAGACCCAGGCAGGAGUGGUGUGUGGUGAGUGUGACAGGAAGUUCCCGGGCGAGUCCAGGAAUCCCACCGCACUCCCAGAGGAAUCCCAGGCGUCUGUGUGCGAGGUGGGCAGCGGCUCGCUGGACGCUGCAGGACUUGGUGAACACCUGACACCUGGGGGAGAGGGGAGAGGUCACCAUGACGACACACCUGGAGGAGAAUCGAAGGACCAAGCAGUCGAUCGAGACCAACUCAGGGAGUCUGACCGCCAAGACGCUGCCCACGAGGAUGAUGACAGCACACAUGAUGAAGGCAGCGGGUCCACAGUAGCUGACAGUUCACACAGCAGCAGAGAAAACGCUGGAGCAGAGGGCCCCCCACCUCCCUCCAGGAAGACCCCCGCCAGCACCAGGAGGGCCCUGUUCGCCCGCAGGCGCCUCGAUGCUUCGUCCUCCGGGGCCUCCCACUCUCCACACACUCAGUCUCCAGAUCCAGGAAGGGAGCCGUCUCCACAUCGCAGCCCGUCGCCCGGCCCACACCCGUCUCCUGCGCCGACCUCGCCCCUGUCUCCGUCCUCUCGUCCCGUCUCCUCAGUUCUGAAGACAGCAGCGUCUCCAGUCCGGGGCCCGGCUGAGGGGUCCCACUCCGCCGGGCUUCCCAGCUCCCCAGCUGGUGGAUCUGCUCCGUGUCAAACCUGCCGUCCACCGAAGGAGUUACGGCCUGCUGCAGCUCUGUCGGGGGAGGAGAGCAGUCUGGUCCCCGUCAUCGGCCCUCAUCCCGCUCGGCCUCGAGGAACCAACCAACUCCUGAGCCACCUCCCGCUUCACUCCCAGCAGCCCGGCAGAACAGCCAGCUUCUUGAUCCCCAUCGGGGGGAUCCACAUGGUCCAGCCCAGGUCCACCCUCCCGCUCUACCGCCUGGUGGCCAGCCCGGCGGCCACCCGCAUCCCGACCGGAGAGCUGGCUGCCCCGCAGUACCAGGACGCCCACAAACAGACGGUGGCCAGCAGCGCUCCACGGCGCCCCCGGGCUGCAGAGCAAACAACCGCAGGAGACAAAGGCCUCCCCGUCCAGCAGCCCUCCACUUCCAGAAGCGGCACGGAGAGGCAUGUUUACACUGAAGGUCAGAACUCCUCUCAGAGGCAUCUCUGAUAGGAGGGAGACUUUUUCUUUUUUUUUUUUUUUUUAAAGGGACAGUGCAAAAAGAAGAAAAAGAAAGAAAAGAAACAGAGUCCAGGUGAUGGUGAAAUAUUCCAAAGCUCAACGAGACGAAAGCACUUGAGCACCGCUUCUGAAUGACGCUGUUAUGUAAUUAUCUGAAUAAUAUAUCUAAAUAUAUAAAUAAGCACUAUGUUAGAUAUGCAGUACGUUUUGUAAAUCUUUUUUACCCUUUCGUUUGACGUCAUCCGUGUUAAUUUAUUUAUGUGCUAUUAUGCAAAUUCUGUACGUUAUGCAACAGCAGCUGGAAUGAAUUGAGUUUUCCUGUUAGCCCCAUUGAGACAGCUCUAAUUCAACUAUUGCUAUGUUAUUGUACUGUAUUAUCAGAACAGAUAUUUAUUCACUCAGACCAGUAUUUAAAGUGCAAUUUGAUGUCAGGAUUGUGGUUUGAAGCGUCAUUCUGAAAGCUGUGACUUUUUUCUGAUUUGUCAGAUUUUUAGUUUAGUUGUUGGUGUUGUGGAGUGAGAAGCAGAGCUGGGAUCAGCCUUUCCUGUAGGAAACCAGCUUCAGCUCCAAGUAUAGGGAGAGCACUGAUCUGAUGGAGAUGUUUCAUGUACUCAGUGACUAUAGUACUGUUGGCUUUUAAUUGUCAUAAACGGAUGCGUGUGUUUUUUUUGUUGUUUUUUUGUUUUUGUUUUUUUUGCCUUUUCUAAACGAUACAAUCAUUCAUUUUCAUGUUUGCCAUUAAACGUCUCAUUUUUACAGAUUUAUAUUAAAACUGUGACA
Gambusia affinis (western mosquitofish) is the source of this 8141-nucleotide messenger RNA. RefSeq names its product HIVEP zinc finger 3a (gene hivep3a). Gene Ontology annotation, cellular component: nucleus. The record is from RefSeq and is a predicted model, not a curated record. The transcript has 6 exons. Gene Ontology annotation, molecular function: RNA polymerase II cis-regulatory region sequence-specific DNA binding; DNA-binding transcription factor activity, RNA polymerase II-specific. Lineage: Eukaryota; Metazoa; Chordata; Actinopteri; Cyprinodontiformes; Poeciliidae. Gene Ontology annotation, biological process: regulation of transcription by RNA polymerase II. Bases 2187 to 7349 code for a protein of 1720 amino acids.